Molecule: messenger RNA, 693 nt
Organism: Auanema sp. JU1783
Lineage: Eukaryota; Metazoa; Nematoda; Chromadorea; Rhabditida; Rhabditidae
Source: the annotation of a GenBank genome assembly
AUGGAGAACUUGCCUGUUGCCGGUUCUCCCUCGUCUAACGUGUCACCUCGUUUUGAACGCACAAAAGUUUUGAUAGACUGGUAUGUGUCACCAUACCAAACAUUCCAAGUCAAUGAUUGUCGUAGCAAAGUUAUGAAGUUAUCCACAAAAACCAAGAGCGCAGAAGUCUUAUCCUCACCCACAGGAAGAUCAGACUCAGGGUCUGAUUCGUCCUUCUAUCCCGAUUUCUCAUUAGAACAUAGUUCUUUUUUAAAUAAUGACUUUUCAAGAUUAUCAACACCCUACGACCAAGAACCUAUCACUCCUGGAAAGUCAGUGAAGGUUCUCGGUCGUUGGAAGUUGAGAAAAUGCGAACCUGUGGAAGAGGAAACUCCAGAAGUACUACUGAAGCCGAAGGAUGAAGCUGCAGAUAUAUUAGCCACCGCUUUACGUCUAGGACAAUCGUCAUUGAAAGUCCUGGAGAAAGAUAUGAAAAGAAGAGUUCCCUUAGUAGUUUCUCCGGUGUCCACUCCUCGACGUCGUAGGAAAGACGAGGAAUGCGAGUCUCAAUGCAGCACAAAGAUAUUGACUCCCACCUUACUCAGGCCUCCCAGCACCCAGCCAAUCAACGAAUCCACGCCCAAAUCGACGUUUGUGAGAAAGCCUCUCAGACCUCAACAAAACAUAAGAAUUUCUCUAGAAGGAGAUUAUUAG